GUAACCAAUACAGAGCUGGGAAUGCAAACUUCCCUGCAUUUGUAGCAGCAAGUACCAGAGUCCCAAGCUUUCAAACUCUAGUUGGCUUCUGGUGUAGCGGCGGCUCAAUUUGAAGCGGCUUCCGGGGUGUUUGACUGGUAGAAACGUUAGGCGGCAGUAAGAACAGGAAGUUAGUCCACUCUGCCCAACCCAGGGACCUCCUCUCUAUGCUCUACUGGAUGAAACUUCCUGUAAGGACUUCCAUCUUGUAGCUGACGUUUGGAGCCUUCUCGGCAGCUUUCCUCAGUUUUUCAGCUCUAGACCACACAGAUUCUCCUCAGAAGAACACAGGACAUUUGUGACAAGGUACUUCAGGACCUUUCAUGGGGCACAGCUCCCAAACUAACCUUUUUCAAAGAAGAAUGAAAUGUCGGGGUAUUUUCCGAAGGAGAUUUCUGAACUCUACUGAACACAUCAGAGAUACAGUGCAAAUGCGUACUUCAUUCCACCAGCAGCAAGAUGGACAGCCAGCAAUGAGUAAUUCUCCCAUGUAUGCUCGAAGAAGAUACACUCCAUAUGGUAUUCCAUCCCGGCAUCAGAGAAUCAACUUAUAUAAACAAAACCAAAUGCGUGUUAACAGGGAGGAAGAGCCAACACCUCCAGAGAGAAAAAUGCAGAAGGACAAGCAAGAUGAUGACACCUCAAAGAACUGGUUCAAGGUCACAAUUCCCUCUGGCAUAAAAUACGAUAAGAAGUGGCUGUUGAAUUUGAUUCAGAGCCAGUGCAGUAUCCCUUUCACUCCAGUGGAGUUUCACUAUGAGAAAAUGCAGGCCCAGUUUUUUGUUGAUAAUUCCGGCAUUGCCUUUGAACUGAAAAGUAUCAGUGACGAGAUUUGGGAUGAGUCUAAUAAUAAGAUAUCAAUCUUCAUCAGCCCCUGUGAUGAACCCCACUCGGUGACAGAGCUAAAGUCAGAAAAGAUGGAUCAAACAAAGCCUCAGAGUCACAGAACUCCAUCUGUGAUUCUGCAGCUGGCUAUGAACCUACAGGUUGCUACUUCUCAGCAAGUUCUUAACAUGCAGAGACUCCCCUUUGACCAAGGCAUGACUGACAGUCAUUUGAUGACCUAUCCUACUGACUUGGCACUGAAACCAGGAAGGUACAUGGCUCCUUCCCUGGAUAUCCAUGAAGAGGACAUGGCCCAGGUUUUGCCCUUGAACCAGAGUUACAGCAAAUCAUAUCCGCUGUUCGGCUUGCUUGAUACUAUGGCAAUGGCCCCUCCUGUUGAUAACCUGAAUAUCUCUAAAAAUGAGGUGAAGUCUGCAGGGGAGAGAGUCAAGGGGCAAGAUCCGAAUCCAGAAGAGAUAUGUGCAGACAAAAACUCUCUGAGUACUACCGUCCUGGAUAAGCCCAGUAACAUAAAUUCAAUUCUGGAAUUGUUCCCCAAGUUAUUAAGCCUGGAUGGACAGGAGUCACCUAAACCAACACUCUGUGGCCUUGAAGACCACAAGAGCUUACCAACUUGCAAGGGAAGUUUCUUUGGGUCCAAGGCUGUAAAGACUCUGGUCCUACAGUUUCUGCAUCAGUAUUAUUUCAUCUAUGACAAUGGAGAUCGUCAGGGACUCCUUAAUGCCUACCAUGCUGAGGCUUGCUUCUCUUUGACUGUGCUCUUCGGUGCCGUGGACUCAUCCUCGAGCAGCUUGUGGGAGUACUUCAAGUAUAGCAGAAAUAUGAAGGUUCUCAAGGAUUCUUAUAUUCGGAGGCAGCUGCUGAAGCAUAAAAAAUGUGACAUUAUUUACUUUCUUCGUACAUUGCCCAAAACUCAGCAUGACCUCACCUCCUUUGUGGUGGACAUAUGUUUCCAGACAGAAACAAUGAUUUGCUUCUCUGUUAGUGGAUUGUUCAAGGAAGUGGAGGGCAGCUCGCAGGGAUGUGCUCAUGCCUUCACUCGGACCUUCAUUGCUACCUAUGGCAACAGUUCAGACCUUCAUAUCAUCAAUGACAAGCUGUUUGUGAGGAACGUCCAAGGGCUUCCCAGUGCCUCCAUCCCUGUGGCCACAUUGCCUGCCCUCUCUCAAGAUCAACAGAAGAUGGUGCAGUCUGGGAUGAAUGCUGAGGGGUCUCAGAAGUGCCUUAAUGAUGAGCAGUGUGAUUACAACAAAGCCAUACAAAGCCUGGCUUUACUCAAGGUAAGGGACGUGAGCCCAGAGGAUACCUCCAUACAGCCAGGUCCAAGAUCCUAAGAACAGCACACCAAGAAGAAAUCCCUGGGUGUCACUAUCUUAUUUCUUCAAACCUCUGUUGUGAUUUUCUUCUAGUACAGUAAUUUCCAUUUAAAUGAAUUGGGACAUCUAGUUACAUCCUGGAAGCUAAGGCCUAGCUUGUGAAUCUAACUUUCAUGUAUCUAAAUGACCUGUGGUUUGUGUAUUUGCCACAUAUUUCAGGAUCCUUGUUUCUUAUAUUUUCUUUUAUUAUCAGUUUUAUUAAAUUUGUUGAGCAUUUCA
Messenger RNA from Peromyscus eremicus (cactus mouse), 2480 nucleotides. Its product is annotated as nuclear RNA export factor 3-like. The record is from RefSeq and is a predicted model, not a curated record. The transcript is spliced from 21 exons. NCBI's taxonomy places the organism in Eukaryota, Metazoa, Chordata, Mammalia, Rodentia, Cricetidae. Gene Ontology annotation, molecular function: protein binding; RNA binding. The coding region runs from base 363 to 2219 and encodes 618 amino acids. Gene Ontology annotation, biological process: poly(A)+ mRNA export from nucleus. Gene Ontology annotation, cellular component: nucleus; cytoplasm.